AUGGCCAGCAUACAAAACACGUUUGAUCUUCGCAAUCCAUACACAUCGUCUGGUAUGAUCAACAGCCAGUCCAGUGUUUUUUCCCAGCCCUCCAGUCAACCCCCUCAAUCAACACCACAGCCGAUACCAUCCGAGUCAGACUAUCACAGCGGUGCAACUGAUUAUUCCAUUUCUUCGUUUUCUCGCAUUCCCUCUGCUUACCCAUUGCAGCAACUCAUGCAGCAGUCUUCCAAAGCUGCCACUGAAAUGCCUUUCCGAAAGCCUGCACCGCAGUCUGACUUUCUUUCUGAUCUGUCCGGAUUCGUUGGUAAUGGCUGUGUGACAAACAGUGAGUUUGCCAACUCACCAUCCCUGCAAGCAGCAGCUGCAUUGGCCGCACAACAUCGUCCCCUCUACCGACCCUUUAACACAGAGGCUCCCUCACCUCCUCAGUCCGCGGGUCGACUCAGGAGCCCUCCAUUCAGUUCUACUGGAAACCUUCCCCCUCGUAGUUCUGCUGAAGGAGAGCAAACCCUUGGUGACUCCAAAUCGUUGGGAGCAUUAUUGAGAGAAAUCGCUGGAGUACCAGCGUCAACCUCUGUUUCAGCCGGAGCAGCAGCAACAAUGAACACACUGAGACAGGCUAGCGUUGGAGGCUCUGGGAGGAUUGGGGAAAUGUCCAGAUACGACAACCCCAGUAUUCCAGGUUUCGUGGGCGUUGGUGACCAAUCUUUGCUGGGACAGCAGCAUCCAUCUGAAGGAUUUUUAGAUACUUUAACAAGUGGAACACCUGGUCGUUUACCACCUCCACCCCGAAGUCUCUUCCAGACGCCCUCGAACGGCUUGCAACAUCCCCAUGCCGCAGGCAUGAUGUCUCCAGUGCUGCCUCCACCUCCAUCUCACCAGCCACCACCACCACCGCCACCACCACCAUCCUCGCAUCAACAGUACUUUGGGCCCCAACCGAACCCACCACAAUCCCAUGGAGCGCCAACCCCACCAGGCCUCUUCCAGAGCCCGAGGAUUGCAAACAGCGUUCAGGCGGCUGCUGCUGCUGCGGCCUUGGCCCUGGGGAAUGGGUCUGGACCGAUGCCUCCAAUUCCAACCUCUUCGGAUGUCACUAACCGACUAGGUCCACCAUCAUGCUUUAUGCCAUCUUCAAUGAUGCCAAAUAAUGGGGAUGAGGAUGAUGCACCUCGUGGAAGGAAAAAGAGGAAACCGUACACAAGGUAUCAAACAAUGGUACUUGAGAACGAAUACCUCGUAGCUACGUACAUCACUCGUCAGAAACGAUGGGAGAUAUCUUGCAAACUUCACCUAACAGAGCGCCAGGUAAAGGUAUGGUUCCAGAAUCGGAGAAUGAAAAGCAAGAAACUGCAAGCUCGGGCACCGAACCUAAAUAGCGCAAACAGCAAACAUGAUAACAGUGGAGCGGAAGAAGGACAUGGUGGUGGAGCUGGCGAUGGAGGCGGAGGUUCCCGCAGUGGAUGCCCUAGUACUGUUUCAAGUUUGGACUCAGGUGCUCCAUCACAGCACCCCAACAAUCUGCAGCCAUCUUAUAAUAGUGCUGGUGGCGGAAGUGGCGGUGGGGCUUACCCUGGUGCUCCACCGCCCUUUCACUUUACCUCCCCCAUGAAGAUGGAUCCUAGCAAAAGUCCCGGUCAACAUUCAGAUGGAAAGGACUCGGUGAACACCGACUUUGCAACUUCUACUAAUAAUUCUCAGCUCUCAGUGAUCAACUCCUUUGAGCCAUCGAAGUUACAGCCGCCUCAAUCAGUAGUUUCGGGGACAUUUGAUCCCUCCAGACGGUUUGAUAUGCCCUAUCCUGGUGGAAUUCACAUGCCACCACCUCCACCACCAUUUAAUUCAACUGCGUCGGCAGGACCGCCUUUCCAGUUACCGCAGUUUUUGCAGCAUCCGCAGCCACCACCACCGCCUCCAAGAACGCGUGAUGUUUGA
Messenger RNA from Hydatigera taeniaeformis, 1938 nucleotides. The record is from the annotation of a GenBank genome assembly. Lineage: Eukaryota; Metazoa; Platyhelminthes; Cestoda; Cyclophyllidea; Taeniidae.